Molecule: messenger RNA, 1975 nt
Organism: Olea europaea var. sylvestris
Lineage: Eukaryota; Viridiplantae; Streptophyta; Magnoliopsida; Lamiales; Oleaceae
Product: transcription initiation factor IIF subunit alpha-like
Exons: 9
Coding region: 215-1822 (535 amino acids)
Biological process (GO): positive regulation of transcription elongation by RNA polymerase II; transcription initiation at RNA polymerase II promoter
Cellular component (GO): nucleus; transcription factor TFIIF complex
Molecular function (GO): TFIIF-class transcription factor complex binding; DNA binding; RNA polymerase II general transcription initiation factor activity
Source: RefSeq, a predicted model, not a curated record
UUUUUCCUUUUCCUCCUCCGCAUUCAAACGGGCCUAAUUGUUUAAAUGAUUACGGAUUCGUCAAAAUGAUUUUGGAUUCAUCAAAACCAUAAAAUCUCCACUUUAAUUUUCCUUCAAAACGGAUCCUUGAUUUUAACUGUUUAAUUCAUCAGCGAGUUUCUGAAUAACAACAAUAUUGUUUGUCUGGUGCAGGAAAAUAUUAUUAGCAAAGAAAAUGUCAAUAGAUUUGAUACUGAAGCCUUCGUGCAGCGGUUGUGGAUCGACGGUGGAGCUGUAUGGUAGCUCCUGCAAGCACUUAACGCUUUGCCUGAGGUGUGGCAAAGCCAUGGCUGAGAACCGCGCGGAGUGCUACGAAUGUGGCACUCGCAUAACUCGGUUGAUUAGGGAAUAUAAUGUCAGAUCAUGCUCCAAUAAUGACAAAAAUUACUUUAUUGGAAGAUUUGCGACGGGGUUACCAACUUUUAAGAAGAAGAAUGAAAAUAAAUGGUCACUGCAGAAAGAAGGUCUUCAAGGCCGCCAAGUUUCUGACACCUUGAGGGAUAAGUACAAGAAUAAACCUUGGCUGCUGGAGGAUGAAACUGGCCAGUCUCAAUACCACGGUCAGCUUGAGGGUUCACAAUCAGCUACGUAUUACCUUCUAAUGCUUCAGGGGAAGGAAUUUGUUGCCAUUCCUGCUGGUUCCUGGUACAAUUUUAACAAAGUGGCACAAUAUAAGCAACUCACUUUGGAGGAAGCUGAAGAGAAGAUGAAAAAUAGGAGGAAAACUGCUGAUGGGUACCAAAGAUGGAUGAUGAAAGCAGCAAAUAAUGGAGCUGCCGCCUUUGGUGAAGUAGAAAAGCUUGAUGAUCGGGAAAGUGAGGGUGGUAGUGGGAGGGGACGUAAAAAAACUGCAGGGGAUGAUGAUGAAGCCAAUGUUUCAGAUAGGGGAGACGAAGACGAAGAAGAAGAGGCAGCUAGAAAAAAUAGGCUCGGACUUAAUAAAAAGGGUGGUGAUGAUGAUGAAGAAGGACCAAGAGGCGGCGAUCUUGAUUUUGAUGAUGAUGAUAUUGAAAAGGGUGAUGAUUGGGAGCAUGAAGAAAUUUUCACCGAUGACGAUGAAGCCGUCGGAAAUGAUCCCGAGGAACGAGAAGAUUUGGCCCCAGAAAUCCCUGCUCCUCCAGAAAUUAAGCAGGAUGAAGAGGAUGAGGAUGAAGCCGAUGAAGAAGAGGGAGGGCUGAGCAAAUCUGGGAAGGAGUUGAAGAAACUGCUUGGAAGAGCUAACGGGCUAAGUGAUUCAGAUGGGGAGGAUGACGACGACGAUGAUGACGAUAUGGAAGAUGAUAUUUCUCCCGUACUUGCCCCAAAGAAGGAAGCUCUUAAAGAAGAACCAGUUGAGAAUAACAGUCCAUUGAAAUCUGCUGCUUCUGGAUCUAGUCGUGGAACCCCGCCUACUUCUAAGUCUUCAAAGGGGAAAAGAAAAGUUAGUGGUGAAGAGUCAAAAACAACUAAUUCUACACCUAUGAAGAAAUCAAAAACAGAAAAUGAACUGAAGUCUGUGAAAAGUGAGACUGCAUCCGUGGCAAAAAGUACACCUUCUAAAAGUGCAUUACCAUCGGCACCUUCAAAAUCUGGGGCUACGCCGCCCACUGGACUAGUUACAGCAGAUGAAAUCAAGGCCGUGUUAAUGCAGAAGACACAAGUGACCACACAGGAUCUUGUUGGCAAAUUUAAAUCUAGACUAAAGUCGAAAGAGGAUAAGGAUGCUUUCGCUGCUACACUGAGAAGAAUAUCAAAGAUACAGAAGACCCAGGAGGCAAACUACGUAGUUUUGAGAGAGAGGUAAACUCUAUCCAUCUGUAGAAUGUUUGUCAAAUUCGUGGAUUGAUAAAUAUUGAACUUGUUGUGAAGCCUCGUGUUUUUUUUUUUUUUCAAUCCCUAAUUACUGAACGAGAGAAGUAUGUGUGGAAGAAUUUUAUGAUCUCAUUUUCUGUGGACA